UGGAAAUGGAGCCAGAAAGGGCCCCCAGUGGGGAGAGCUGGCAGCAUAGGAGGAGCUGCAGGGGUCAGGGGCCCCAUGGAGUCCUGUCUGAUUCCAAAGGUCUAAUUCACGAUGGAAGAAAUCUAGUUGUCUCUUCAGACAUUUGCCUCUCCCCAGAACCCUGCAGAAAUGAGACACCAAGACUGGAUCUACUCAUGGGCAGGCCUGGGUGGCCUUUGCAGCCAGGGUUGUAAGCUCUGCCUGGCACAUCGGGCGCUCUCCUGGGAGAUCAAGAGACAGGACUCUGAGAUGGCCCCAGCUCCAGCGCCAUGCUCUGGUGUCCUCUGCUACCGUGGCAGCUGUCUCUCUUAUACCCACUCCUGUUCUUAAGAAUGUAAGUUAGGCGCGUGAGGUCUGUCACGGGGCGACGAAAGAAGCUAUUCUGCUAACAUAGCUUCAUGUUUCUACCUAGAUGCAAAAUAAACACUGUCCUUCCCGAAUGAGAAAAACCUUGCGCAGGGGACAAGAAGAGCUGGCUUUAGGGUGAUCUUCUCACGAUCCCACUUGAGCGCCAGUGUACUUCCUAUAGAGUGUGAGCCCUAGAAGGCCAUAAAAGGGGUCUUGCUAGAUACCCAAAGCUAAAGUCAUCUCUUCACCUCCAAGUGAGGAGCCUGAAACUACAGUUUUCACACCUCCAGCUCUGCUUCGGGUCUCAGAAGCAUAGAAUUAAUCCACAGUCCUGGGUAACCUUGCACAGGGCCCACCUCUUCCUGUUUACCUUAUGUUGAUUUUUCCCAGGUUUAUACCGGAUCAUCUGGUGCCUUAUCAAAGACAUAGGGAAAAAAAUAGUAUUUUUUUUAUUAUUAGCUCUCUUUAGAAUCACGCAGCCUGGGCAUCCCACUAGGUCCUCUAUGUCCUAGAAACAGUCCCGCAGGAUCAGGGCAGAGAGCACUGGGAGGAAGCAGCCGAGCAGAAUUCCCUUCCUCAUAGUGGUCCUUGCAGGCUGAGAAAGCCCAAGCCCACAUCCCUACAGGAUGGAAUCCGGUCCAGCCCUGUCCUUCCCCGUACAUUCCUGAGUUAGGACUGGUGAGAGAGGCAAAGGAAACAGGCUGGAGCGAAGCCAAGCUUCUGGUCUUGGACUCCGCUCCAUCUUUUAUUCAGAGAAUGAUCUCAUCCUUGGUCGUGUUCUUUAAAGGGAACUGCAGGGGGUUUCUUUCCUGGAGCCUGGAAUGUGCUUUUACUGCCCCCCUGUCUUUCAUAGGAUCAAAGAAAUAGACUUUACCUAUGGAUGACUGCUAGAUUUUAGGCAUCAGAAGAAAGACGGCAUUUCCCCCACUUCAUCCUCAGCUUAGCCCCUGACCCGAACUGUGUCCACCUCUUCACCUACAUUUCUUUCCGAUUAGCCUUGUCCUACCCUGGGAUCCCCGGUUACCCCUCCAUCUCCCCUCCUCCAGCCUCGGCUUCACUUACCCCUAACUCAUCUGGUCUUAUUUUUAGAUCCGGCAUCUCUCCCUUUCCCUUUCUUAAUAUGGCGAUGAGCUCUUAGGCCUGCAUGGGGCCAGGGGCUGAGGAGCCCUGGCCACUGGGGGAGGGGGAAGGAAGGAGCUGCUGGGAGCCUAGGGAAGAGGUGUAGGAGGCGGGAGGAUUCAGGCUCUCAUGGAGCUGUCCUGGCCUCAGAAGGUUAUCCAUCUCUCCUGCCAACCACAGAGACAUAUUUAGACAGGACCAGGUGGGGACGGAGGGGUGCCAGUUUCAAGGGGCAGCUCCGGUUCCCUCCCCGCCCCUGCUCCUAUUGCUCCUCCUGACCCCUUUCCACUUGGCUCUGUCGGCAGUUUCUCCAGGACCCAGCAGUGUCCUCUGUCCACUGCUCUGGCCCACUCCUUACCCCACCCCCACCCAGAGCCCCUAACUCAGGACUCUUGUAUCCAGGGGCACCUCCCUAUCUCAGCUAACCUCCUCAGGACCAGGAGAGCAGACCUAGAUCCCACUACCUCCAUGAGAGCUACUGACAGGAUGGGGGCCAGGGCAGUGCCCACACUGCGGCUAGCACUGCUGUUUGUACUGGUGCUGGGGAUACCCAAGCCAGGGGUCCAGGGGGAGGAAGGGCUGGACUUCCCCGAGUACGAUGGUGUGGACCGUGUCAUCAAUGUGAACGCAAAGAACUACAAGAAUGUGUUCAAGAAGUAUGAGGUGCUGGCCCUCCUCUACCAUGAGCCCCCCGAGGACGACAAGGCCUCACAAAGACAAUUUGAGAUGGAGGAGCUAAUCCUGGAGUUAGCAGCCCAAGUCCUAGAAGACAAGGGUGUUGGCUUCGGCCUGGUAGACUCUGAGAAGGAUGCAGCUGUGGCCAAGAAACUAGGACUAAUUGAAGAGGACAGCAUUUAUGUGUUUAAAGGAGAUGAAGUCAUUGAGUACGACGGCGAAUUUGCUGCGGACACUCUGGUGGAGUUUCUGCUUGAUGUCCUAGAAGACCCCGUCGAAUUGAUCGAAGGUGAACGAGAGCUGCAGGCAUUUGAGAAUAUUGAGGAUGAGAUCAAACUCAUUGGCUAUUUCAAGAACAAAGACUCAGAGCACUACAAAGCCUUCGAGGAUGCCGCUGAAGAGUUUCAUCCCUAUAUCCCUUUCUUCGCCACCUUCGACAGCAAGGUGGCAAAGAAGCUGACCCUGAAGUUGAACGAGAUUGAUUUCUAUGAGGCCUUCAUGGACGAGCCUGUGACCAUCCCAGACAAACCCAACAGUGAGGAGGAGAUUGUCAGCUUCGUGGAGGAGCACAGGAGAUCGACCCUGAGGAAACUGAAGCCUGAGAGUAUGUAUGAGACUUGGGAGGACGAUAUGGACGGGAUCCACAUUGUGGCCUUUGCCGAGGAAGCUGAUCCUGAUGGUUUUGAGUUCUUAGAGACUCUCAAGGCAGUGGCCCAAGACAACACUGAAAACCCUGACCUUAGCAUCAUCUGGAUUGACCCCGAUGACUUCCCCCUGUUGGUCCCAUACUGGGAGAAGACGUUUGACAUCGACUUGUCAGCUCCGCAAAUAGGAGUUGUCAAUGUUACAGACGCGGACAGCGUAUGGAUGGAGAUGGACAACGAGGAGGACCUGCCUUCUGCCGAGGAGCUGGAAGACUGGCUAGAAGAUGUGCUGUCGGGAGAAAUCAACACAGAGGAUGACGAUGAUGAUGACGAUGAUGACGAUGAUGAUGACGACGACGACGACGAUGACGACUAGUUGCUGUGGCAACCACCUAUCAGCCCCGCUUACUCUUCAUAUGUACCUUCCUACCAUCCACGCACUUCCCCAAGCUCCUUGGGACACACUAGGUCACUCUCUACUACAGGGCCCACUGUGGUCUACAUACAGGGUGCUUGAGGUCCUGGUCUCCCCGCUGAUGAGAAAGGGAGCUGCUUCUCCUCAGAUACCAGCCCAGUUCUUUCAUCUCUCUCGUUUCUUAUUCUAUACCUUAUCCAUAUCUACUGAUUCUCUCCUCCCCAUACUUUCUGAUUCUCUUGCCAUCUCUUCUCUGUCCCUUCCAUCAACACAGUCUCCCACUUUUCAAAUCUUAAACCUUUCUGGCUGUCCUGAUCCAGGCCAGGAGGAAGGGAGGUACUGUGUUCAGGGAUGUAUCUCACCCAUCUCUUGUUAAUGUAUUUGGGUCAAAUGCAAGG
Messenger RNA from Alexandromys fortis (reed vole), 3638 nucleotides. It is a transcript of the gene Casq1, whose product is annotated as calsequestrin 1. Gene Ontology annotation, biological process: regulation of skeletal muscle contraction by regulation of release of sequestered calcium ion. Gene Ontology annotation, cellular component: sarcoplasmic reticulum lumen; Z disc. Gene Ontology annotation, molecular function: calcium ion binding. The record is from RefSeq and is a predicted model, not a curated record. The transcript has 11 exons. NCBI's taxonomy places the organism in Eukaryota, Metazoa, Chordata, Mammalia, Rodentia, Cricetidae. The coding region runs from base 1975 to 3201 and encodes 408 amino acids.